This is a messenger RNA of Phasianus colchicus (ring-necked pheasant), 4052 nucleotides long. Lineage: Eukaryota; Metazoa; Chordata; Aves; Galliformes; Phasianidae. The record is from RefSeq and is a predicted model, not a curated record.
UGUCUUUUUACAUAGACACCAGAGUGGGGGGGGGAGGGAAAAAGAACAGGCUUGCAACCAUAACUCAGUUGGACUUGUAUCCAAGAAGUCAGAUGCAAUGGAUUGGCUCCCUCACCGAACAGCUGCUUUUCUUUUCCUCUUAUUGGUACUCCUGGAUUUCAGCACAGGAUUUCAUGUAGAGGUAAAAGAAUGGAAUGGAAAUGGAACGGCAAGAUGGAAAACUUUCAGAAGACAAAAACGCGAAUGGAUAAAAUUUGCUGCAGCCUGUAGAGAAGGAGAAGAUAAUUCUAAAAGGAAUCCAAUUGCCAGAAUUCGAUCAGACUGUGAAGAAAAUAAUCCAGUCACAUACAGCAUCUCUGGAGUUGGAAUUGAUCGUGCCCCUUAUGGAAUAUUUGUUGUUAACCCAAGAACAGGAGAAAUUAAUAUAACAUCAAUAGUGGACAGGGAAGUGACCCCAGUAUUUGUUAUACGCUGCUUUGCAAAACACUCAGUGACUGGUAUGGAUUUGGAACCACCUCUUGAACUUCGAGUCAGAGUUCUGGAUAUAAAUGAUAAUCCUCCUGUAUUUGCACAAUCGGUAUUUACAGGAUCUGUUGAAGAAUGCAGUAUGGACAACACCCUGGUGAUGAAAAUAAUUGCAUCAGAUGCCGAUGAACCAAAUCACUUGAACUCUAAAAUUGCCUUCAAGAUAGAGAGUCAGGAGCCUUCAGGCCAGCCAAUGUUUAUUAUGAAUAAAUAUACUGGAGAACUCCAUCUAGCAAAUUAUCUUGACAGAGAGCAACACAGUAGUUACACUUUGGUUGUGAAGGCAUCAGACCGGGAUGGAGCAGCAGAUGGAAUUUCAUCCCAUUGUAGCUGUCAUGUGAAAGUUAUUGAUGUCAAUGACAACUUCCCAACUCUUGCUCAAAGCUCCUUCUCAGCAAGUAUUUCAGAAAAUUCACUCAGUUCAGAAAUUCUACGAAUACAAGCUCUGGAUGCUGAUGAAGAGUUUAGUGACAAUUGGUUGGCAGAAUUUUUCUUUAUAUCUGGUAAUGAAGAUAACUACUUUGAAAUUGUUACGGAUCCAGCUACAAAUCAAGGAAUCCUCAGAGUAAUUAAGGAACUGAAUUAUGAACAUAUCCCAACUCACUCACUGAGCAUCGGUGUCAGGAACAGAGCUGAAUUCCACCAUUCUGUUAUGUCUCAAUAUCAAGUCAUUGGAACACCCCUCAUAGUAGAAGUAAAAAACGUGAUUGAACCACCAAGAUUUAACCCAUCUGCAGUGAUCUUAUCUGUACCACAAAGAACAAGGGUGAAUUAUGUUGUGGGAACAUACACAGCCUUUGAUGAGGACACAGGCACAACUGCAAAUAACGUUAUAUACAGUAUAGGACGUGAUCCAGGUGCCUGGUUCAGAAUCAAUCAAAACACUGGGGAAAUCACAUUGAGCAAAGUUAUUGAUUGGGAAUCCUCCUAUGUAACAAAUGGGCAGUACACAGCAGAAGUUCUGGCUAUUACCAGAGGGAUUCCUCGAUAUACUGCUACUGGAACCAUUGUACUUACAAUGCAAGACACCAGAGACAAUUGUCCAGUUAUUAAUACAGAAUUAAGGAAAGUGUGUAUGCAUUCCCCAUCGGUGAUUAUUACAGCAAAGAGCAUAAAUGAUCAAUACGCCCUCCCCUUUACAUUCAGUAUACAUGGUGAACCUCAAACCACAUGGAUUAUCAGAUCAAUAAAUGCUUCCUCUGCAGAAUUAGUAAAUCAGAACAUGGACUUUUACCUUUACAAGAUCUCUAUCAGAGUAAGAGACAGCCAAGGUCGAAGUUGCUUGCAGCCAUAUGUGAUUCCUCUGCAAGCUUGUCGAUGUGACAGUCGCAAUUACUGCAGCAGUGGGGCCACAAAAAUAGUUAUCAUUGGAGGUGGUGGUGCUGCUGGUGGAGGUGCUGGUGGUGCUGGUGGUGGCAGUGCUGGUGGUGGUGCUGCUGGUGGUGGAGCUGGCGGUGCUGCUGGUGGUGGAGCUGGCGGUGCUGCUGGUGGUGGUGCUGGUGGUGGAGGAAGCCAGGCUGGUGGAGGAACGGGACAAGACUAUGGUGGGACUGGGUAUGAAGGAGGUGGCGGCGGUGACUCCAACACAGACUGGGGUACAGACUCUGGUGUAGACACUGGAGGUUAUGACACUUAUACUGGAAGCACGGAUACUGAUUACGGCAGAAAUGAUUAUACUGGUGGAUAUGCCCAAACUGCUGCUACCACACUUAGCGGUUCUGCCAUUGGCCUGAUGUUUCUUGGUGGAUUAAUAUUUGUUUUGAUUCCAAUUUUGAUGUCAAUGAGUGACUGUUGUGGUUGUGGACCUGGAGCUGCAGCUGGAGUUGGAACUGGAUUUGAACCUGUACCUGAAUGCACAGAAGGGGCAAUUCAUCCAUGGGGAAUAGAAGGUGCACAGCCUGAAGAUAGGGAUGUCUCACACAUUCUCGCCCCAACAACAGCUGCUGGAGGUGAUUUUGGUGAACCGUCUGAUAUAUAUACAAAUACAUAUGGAGGAGGAGGAGUAGUAGCAUCCGGUGUGGAAGAAACUACAGGAGUUGGUUAUGGCACUGGUACUGGUUACGGAACAGCUGGAGGAAUUUCUGGAACUGGGGAAGCGAAAGGAUCAGUUGGAGGAACAAUAAAAGAAUAUCGAGAAGGAGGGGUGAACAUGGCCUUCCUAGACAACUACUUCUCUGAGAAAGCAUUUGUGUAUGCAGAUGAAGAUGAAGGUCGGCCAGCAAAUGACUGCCUAUUAAUAUAUGAUCAUGAAGGAAUAGGUACUCCUGUUGGCUCUGUUGGUUGCUGCAGCUUUAUUGGAGAAGAUACAGAUGAAACAUACUUGGAAACUUUAGGACCAAAAUUUAAGACUUUGGCAGAGAUUUGUCUGGGCAAGGAGAUCGAACCAUUCCCUGACGCCAACCCACCUUGGCCAGGCAUUAACGUCACCUUCCCCAACUCUGAAUGUGAUCUAAACCUCCCACCACCUGGAACCACAAUCCUUGUCAACGGAUCUGCACCUAUGGCUCCUCCAGCCGGCACUACCACGGUUGUUACCGAAAACACCUAUACAUCUGCAUCUACCGUACAGCCCCCACGGCCAAUGCCUGAUCCUUUGCUCCAUGGCAAUGUGACGGUGACAGAGACCUACACCUCCGGUUCUCCCUCUCUUUGUGUUGACCCACUGCGUGCAUCCAAUGUUGUUGUAACAGAAAGGGUUGUUGGUCCCGCAUCUGCCUCUGAUUUGCGUGGCAUGCUAGAUAUCCCUGAUCUUGCAGAUGGGUCCAACGUAAUCGUCACGGAAAGAGUCAUUGCGCCUAACUCCCGGCUCCCAGCAUCUCUGAGCAUUCCUGAUUUGGUAGAUGGGUCCAACGUGGUGGUGACAGAAAGGGUGUUCAGGCCUGCCUCUGGGAUGCCAGGCAGCUUAAUAAAUAUUCCCUCAGAGUUAUCCAAUGCCCACAAUGUGGUGGUCACUGAGAGGGUAGUGUCAGGGUCUGGGAUGAGCAACCUGGCAGGGGGAGGACUAGGAGGGGCCAGCCUGGGUGGACUGAGCAGCACGGGCCAAAUGCUCAAUGCUGACUGUCACCUUGGUCAGGCAAUGGGCACAGCAUCCCCUGGCACCUCCCGGAGAAGAGUGACAAAGUACAGCACCGUGCAAUAUUCCAGCCAGUAAGGCUCCUGUCAGCGCACCUCCCCAGUGAAAUCACCACUUGCACCUACAUUUAUUAGCUGCCACCCACUAAGAAUAUUGUCAUUAUUUAUAACUAGCACACAGCACUGAAAUUACAGGGAUUCCUCCUUCAGUAAGUAUCUCAGAAGGAUGCCCUGUUACAAGGUCAAAAACUUUGUCAGUGAAAGGAAAGUUGAUGUUAGCUCUAAAUUUUGCUCUCUCUCCACAGAGCUGUAAGCGUGUACAAACAGACAGUAAUGUUUUUGGAGAGAUAUCUGAUUACUAAGCAGAUCAGGGAGAGGGAAUCUUUGCACGCAUGCAGUACCAGCAUGAAUUAAUGUAACAUGGAAGAGUGUUAAAAUACUAUAUUGCUAAGCGA